GUAGGGAAAUACCAGCCCUGUGCUGUGACCCCUCCCCGUGCACCAUCGGGGUACUGGGGUCUUUGCUCCAGGAGCCCCCGAGAGUGCCCCCCCCAGCCCUUCAGUAUGCCCUCCGUAUGGGCAACAAGCAGGGCAAAAUCGCAGCGAGCAUCUCUUCUCUCCUCAACCGAAAACAAUUUUGAAAACGAAAGCAGGGAGGCAGAGCCGGAGACGUUAUCUCGCUCCUUUUUAACGUUUCAGAUAGGAAACAGCAGCCUUUCAUCUGUCCCAGGGCAUCAGGCAAUUUGCAUUUCAAGAGGUCAGGAGGUAGCUAUUCCUUUUUACCGUCUGCAAAUAGUUAUUAAAAGUCUAUUUGGAAACAAAACAACGCACGCAUGGAAAGAUGGCCUCUGCAGGCUCCAGUUAACUGCUCCUGUCAUCCCUGAUUUCCCUGGUUGCUGCUGGAGGAUGCUGAAGCGAGGAGGUACGGGCACCGCCGGAGGAGGUCGGCCACCAUGGGCUCGGUGGGAGCCGAGCGCUUCAAGGAGCUGAGCCCGGUGGGGACGCCGGAGGGCAACGUGGUGAUGAGCUUCAGCUUCGACAGCUACCAGCUGGAGGAGGACGAGCUGCAGCGGGGCAGCCAGGCCAAGGGCGUCCUCACCUUCAUGGAGCCCGUUACUGAGGAUCCUGAGCCACAGGAUCGAUACCAUGGGAUUUACUUUGCCAUGCUGCUGGCUGGGGUAGGAUUUCUUCUGCCGUACAACAGCUUUAUCACCGAUGUGGACUACCUGCACCAUAAAUACCCAGGGACCUCCAUCGUCUUCGACAUGAGCCUCACCUACAUCCUGGUGGCCUUGGUGGCCGUCAUCCUCAACAACGCGCUGGUGGAGUUGCUGAGCUUGCACACCCGGAUCUCCGUGGGAUACCUCUUUGCCCUGGGGCCCCUGCUCUUCGUUAGCAUCUGCGACGUCUGGCUGGAGCUCUUCACCCGCCGGCAAGCCUACGCCAUCAACCUGGUGGCCGUCGGGGUGGUGGCCUUUGGCUGCACAGUGCAGCAAUCCAGCUUCUACGGCUACACGGGGCUGCUGCCCAAGCGCUACACGCAGGGGGUGAUGACGGGCGAGAGCACCGCUGGGGUCAUCAUCUCACUCAGCCGCAUCUUCACCAAGCUGCUGCUGUCGGAUGAGAAGGAGAACACGGUCAUCUUCUUCUUCAUCUCCAUCGGCAUGGAGCUGACGUGCUUCAUCCUCCACCUCCUGGUGAAGCGUACCCGCUUUGUCCGCUACUACACUGCCUGCUCCCGCAAGGGUCUCCCCGAGCCCCGGGGGGCUGGUGACCAUGGGACGGGCUACCGCAUCCACCACGAUGUCACCACCGAGGACGUGCGAUUUGAGAACCGGCCGCGGGGACAGCUGAGCUCCCCCCGGGGCAGCCCAGGCCCCGAAGCUGAGCUGGCCGGCAGCGGCACCUACAUGCGCUUUGAUGUCCCUCGGCCCAAAAUCAAGAGGAGCUGGCCCAGCUUCAGAGACAUGCUGCUCCACCGCUACGUCGUGUCCCGGCUCAUCUGGGCCUACAUGCUCUCCAUCGCCAUGACCUACUUCAUCACGCUGUGCCUCUUUCCCGGGCUGGAGUCAGAGAUCCACAACUGCACGCUGGGGGAAUGGCUCCCCAUCCUCAUCAUGGCCAUCUUCAACCUCUCCGACUUCGUUGGCAAGAUCCUGGCUGCCCUGCCCUACGACUGGAGAGGGACCCACCUCCUUGUCUACUCCUGCCUCCGUGUGGUCUUCAUCCCCCUCUUCAUCAUGUGCGUCUACCCCAAUGGGAAGCCCACCUUUGGCCACCCUGCCUGGCCCUGCAUCUUCUCUCUCCUCAUGGGUAUCACCAACGGCUACUUCGGCAGCGUCCCCAUGAUUCUGGCCGCUGGGAAAGUGAGCCCUGAGCAGCGGGAGCUGGCAGGGAACACCAUGACCGUGUCCUACAUGACGGGCUUAACGCUGGGCUCUGCCGUGGCGUAUUUUGCCUACAGCCUCACCAGUACCUCCCACAGUACCUGUUUCUACACCGAAACCUCCAACGGCUCCUUUACGUCGGGGUACUGAGCCCCAGGGCGGGGCGACGGGGACGAGAUGGGACCUGCUUCCCACUAUGGUCCCCACCGCCCCGCUUGGCCCAUGUCCCUCCUCGGGGAGGGAGCCUGGAGCCAGAAAGCUGCCCCAGGGCAGCCAGGGACAGGCAUCCCAUCAGCAUGGGGCCGCGGCAUCCCAAAAAUGGCCAGUGCCGCCCAGCCAGGGCCAAUUCUUGGGAUGACACACCACCCCCCCAGCCCAGGGGAUGGUCCCGUUGCUCUUGGGGGGCUCCCCAUCAGCGAUGUGCAGCUCUUCAGUGGGGAGGGGGGGGGUAUGUUCUCCUGUUUGAGCCAAGCCAUUGCCAGGUGGAAGAAACUACUGCCAAAUCCCAGGGGGAACAGGACCACCGCUGGGGAGGAGGGUGAUGGAGGGCCGGUGAGGAAGACGAGGAGCAAGAGAUGAAGGAACUGCUCCUUCAGGCCCCGGAGGCUCUGGGAAGGUGGGUCUCGAUUGCCGGUGCUGCAGAAUGGCUUGAAAUCACGAUCCCUCCCCAAACACCAAUCGCUGUGUAAAAGACCCAACUCCCUUCUGCUGGCUGGCAAAAAGAAAAAAAAAAACAAAAAACCAAACAAAUCAACCUUUUUUUCUGGUUGUGUCCUUUUUUUUUGCGCCCCCCCCCCCCCCAAACUGCGAGAGAGUCAGGGUCUUGCCUCCCCUGCCCCACACUGUGGGUCUGCCCCAUCACCUCCCUCUCCCGGCUGCAGUGGGGCAGAGAGGGGGGGGAUCCUGAUGUCCUGAGGAAGGGUCUUGAGGCCACAGCCCUGUGGAUGCCACCCACAAGCCAUUGCUGAGCUUCAGGCUUUUAUUGCAAGGGACAUAAAUGAAGCCGAUGCCAGAUGAAAUGUCUUUGCAGCGAUGGCGGGUCCUUAGCUGUGACACCGGCACAGCCCUGGCACUGCAGGCACUCGGCUGCUGGUGUGGGCUGGGCUGGCAAACGCACACGGGGUGACACCAGCUGCCUGUCCUGUGGGGCUUUGGGGUGUCCCUUGUGCUGCUCCCCAUCGCCAGGGUCCCCUCUGUCACCUGGGGCAGCUGGAUUUGUCACUGGGUCCCAUCGAACACCUGCCAGCCUGCAAACCACUGCUGAAGUGCAACACAUUUGAGGGCAGCAACCAUCUGGAGAAGGUGCCACCACCAGAAGCUGCUGCUUUUCAGGACCGGCUGCACCUCAUUGUGCCAGGAGUCGGCGGGUGCCACCUCCCACGGAAGCGAAGCCCAAGGGCUGGAGGUGGUGGGAGCAGGAGGCAGCGAGCACCAGGCUUGGCACCCCCGACCCAGCCCCACCAGCACCAGAGGGUCUCGCCCUACCAAGCCCCCGGCUGGUUGAACCACAGCUCACACCAAAAAGAGCAAAUCCAGCCUUUCAGCCUCAACACAUCGGCCCCACAGGGCUCAGGAGUCACCGUGACCGUGGCUGCGAGGGAAGAAGUCGCACCUCCUGCCCCACGGGCCCCAGCGAGCAAAGACCUUCACUCCAGGGUCCCAUCCCGUCCGUCGGUGCCACCCCACAGGGGGACUGUUGGAUGGACGG
Molecule: messenger RNA, 3636 nt
Organism: Chroicocephalus ridibundus (black-headed gull)
Lineage: Eukaryota; Metazoa; Chordata; Aves; Charadriiformes; Laridae
Gene: SLC29A4
Product: solute carrier family 29 member 4
Exons: 11
Coding region: 495-2078 (527 amino acids)
Biological process (GO): nucleoside transmembrane transport
Cellular component (GO): plasma membrane
Molecular function (GO): nucleoside transmembrane transporter activity; monoamine transmembrane transporter activity
Source: RefSeq, a predicted model, not a curated record